This is a messenger RNA of Cylindrotheca closterium, 1572 nucleotides long. The record is from the annotation of a GenBank genome assembly. NCBI's taxonomy places the organism in Eukaryota, Bacillariophyta, Bacillariophyceae, Bacillariales, Bacillariaceae.
AUGGAGUCGGCAUAUAUGUCAAUGGGAACCGAGAUGGAAAAGGGUGAAAACGCUCGCCUUUCUUCCUUGAUUGGUGCCAUGGCAAUCGCCGAUUUGGUCAAGACCACACUCGGACCCAAGGGUAUGGACAAAAUUUUGCAAUCUGUCGAUCCCAAUGAUCAGUCCAUUAGCGUGACGAACGAUGGAGCCACCAUUCUCAGCAAAAUUCCACUCGACAAUGCGGCAGCCAAAGUCUUGGUAGACAUGUCCAAAGUUCAAGACAACGAAGUGGGAGACGGAACGACCAGUGUGGCUGUCUUGUGUGGAGAACUCUUGAGGGAGGCCGAACAACUCUUGUUGCAACAAAGGAUUCACCCUCAAACGAUUUGUGCUGGUUGGAGAUUGGCAACCAAGGAGGCCAAGGCCGCGUUGGAAAUCUGUGCUUCAGAUGAUAUUACCAGAGAAGAUUUGGUAAAGAUUGCGUCCACUACUUUGUCGAGUAAGCUGGUGCAUGCUGAAAAGAAACACUUUGCGGAAUUAUGUGUAGCCGCUGUGGAACGGUUGAAGGGAAGUGGCAACUUGGAUCACGUUCAAAUUAUCAAAUUGCCUGGAGGAUCCAUGAGAGAUUCUUACUUGGAAGACGGUUUUCUUCUGGAAAAGUCCAUUGGUGUUGGACAACCCAAGCGAUUAGAAAACUGCAAAAUCUUGCUGGCCAAUACCAGCAUGGACACUGACAAGAUUAAGAUAUACGGGUCUCGUGUGCAAGUGGACUCCCUCAACAAGGUUGCAGAGAUUGAAACAGCCGAAAAAUUGAAAAUGAAGAAGAAAGUGGAUAAAAUCUUGGCCCAUGGAUGCAACGUUUUCAUCAAUCGACAAUUGAUUUACAACUACCCCGAGUCCUUGUUUGCACAAAAUAAUGUCACGGCCAUUGAGCAUGCUGACUUUGAUGGUAUUGAACGACUUGCUGCUGUCACAGGAGGAGAAGUUGUUAGUACAUUUGAUAACCCAGACAAGGUCACUCUUGGAGAAUGUGACCUUUUGGAGGAAAUUUUGAUUGGUGAAUCCAAGAUAUUGAGACUUGGUGGCUGCAAGUCAGGAGCUGCAUGUAGCAUUGUCUUGCGAGGAAGUAGCAAUCAUCUCCUAGACGAGGCGGAGCGUUCGCUUCACGAUGCUCUUUGUAUUUUGAUGGCUACUCUAAAGCACCCAAGACGCAUCUAUGGAGGUGGCUGUACAGAAGUUGCCAUGGCCCAUGCCAUUGAUAAAGCUGCCCAAGAAACACCUGGCAAACAAGCCAUUGCCAUGGCUAGUUUUGCAAAGGCCCUUUUGCAAUUGCCAAUGAUUGUGGCUGAUAACGGUGGAUACGACGCCGCUGAGUUGGUGACCCAACUACGUGCUGCGCAUGCCGCUGGAAAGAAUAACUAUGGAUUGAACAUGACAAACGGUACCAUUGGGAGCAUGGACGAGCUUGGAGUUAUGGAAUCCUACAGAAGUAAGCUGCAGGUAUUGACGAGUGCUGCGGAGGCGGCUGAGAUGAUUCUUCGUGUGGAUGAUAUUAUCAAGAGUGCUCCACGUAGAAGAGAAGAAAUGAUGUAG